UGCCAACAAUUUAAGUAUGAGCAGUAGUAGUAGUAGUUAUUGUUCAUCCACAAGUAAUAAGCGUGCAAGAAGAAAAAAGCCUUUAUUAUUAUCAGCAACGUCUAAUUAUAAUAAUAUCCCCGAGGAUGUGUUAUUAAGCAGCAUAUUCAUUCGGUUACGAGCCAAACAGCUUGCUCGAAUGAGGUCCCUCUCUAAAACCUGGAACUAUGUCUUGUCCCAUCCCUCCUUUAUCCAAUCUCAUCUCGACCGUAACAAUAAUGACGAAGAAAUCCUUGUGGUCUUUUACAGUGGUGAUUUCACACCCGGGGAGCCAUUCACUGCCCACCCCUCUACAUCUCCUUGUGAAGACCUCACUAACCUAAUCAAACCCCCUGAUGCACCUGGAUGCAACACUGUUAUUGGCUCGGUUCAUGGCUUGAUAUGCUUUGCUAGUUUCGGAUUCCAUCCUCAUUCCCUUCGCAUCUGGAACCCUUCUCUCUUAGCCAUGAUCGCUCCCCCACCACCAUACACUUGUCAUACCGAUAUACACGACCCAGAAUAUGCUUACGAUUUUAGGUUCGGAUAUGAUCCCAAAACUAGUGACUAUAAAGUUGUCAAGAUAACAUACACUGUUGAUAGUCUAGAUAUGAUUGAAGAACUGAUCCAUCCUGUAGAGGUGUAUAGUAUGCGAAUGGAUUCAUGGAAGCAAUUGACCAAUAGCUGCAACUUUCCAUCCCAUAUUACAUGUAUGUGCGACCCCAAUGAAGUUUAUGUGGAUGGAUAUGAUGGCCAUGUAUGUUCAUUGGCUUUGUUAUAUUGAUACCGACUGCAUGCUCUAAACCAUUUUGGCAUUUGAUUUGAAUCUCGAAACUUUUAGUGAGAUAUUGCUUCCAGACUGUGUACAAAAAAGCAAUAAUCGAGACAUUGC
Molecule: messenger RNA, 907 nt
Organism: Erigeron canadensis
Lineage: Eukaryota; Viridiplantae; Streptophyta; Magnoliopsida; Asterales; Asteraceae
Product: F-box protein At4g22390-like
Exons: 1
Coding region: 17-799 (260 amino acids)
Molecular function (GO): protein binding
Source: RefSeq, a predicted model, not a curated record